Scomber scombrus (Atlantic mackerel) is the source of this 619-nucleotide messenger RNA. Its product is annotated as protein S100-B-like. The transcript is spliced from 3 exons. Gene Ontology annotation, cellular component: nucleus; cytoplasm. NCBI's taxonomy places the organism in Eukaryota, Metazoa, Chordata, Actinopteri, Scombriformes, Scombridae. Bases 122 to 409 code for a protein of 95 amino acids. Gene Ontology annotation, molecular function: transition metal ion binding; S100 protein binding; calcium ion binding. The record is from RefSeq and is a predicted model, not a curated record. Gene Ontology annotation, biological process: positive regulation of canonical NF-kappaB signal transduction; positive regulation of cell population proliferation.
CGCAGCCAGAGAGCGCGCGGUCACCGGGCUGUUCAAGGUAAAGACAACAGGAAGCGUCCCUGCGGUGCGUUCAGGUGCAGCUCUCCAGCUCAGAAAUGUCACAACCACGGAUUUUUUACUAAUGCCAAAGGAGAAUAUGACAGACCUGGAGAACGGCAUGGUUACCAUCAUCCAAGUGUUUCACAAAUACUCGGGUCAUAAAUGCAAGCUGAAGAAAGCAGAGCUUAAAGAGCUUAUCAACAAUGAGAUGAGUCACUUUAUAAUGAAAAUACACGAGAACGAAACCCUGGAUGAGCUCUUCGCAGACCUCGACCAGAACGGAGACCUGGAGAUUGACUUCCAAGAGUUCAUUACCCUCAUUGCCAUGGUCACCUCAGCAUGCCAUCAACUCUUCAAUCCAACACUAUAAUUAAUAGUGAGAAUGUGUACCUAUUACCCAUUAAAGAUCUGAGGAACAUAGAAACCGUGUAUUUUAUUUUUGGUCGGACUGAAUAUAAGCUGAGAAAAUGUUGACCCACAUCGUCAAAAUUGAUUGUACAGUCUAUAAAAUAUAUAAAUCAUGGCAACACAUGAAGAAUCAUGCAUUCACUACAAUAUUUACAUAUUGCAGAGUGAAAGC